This is a messenger RNA of Contarinia nasturtii (swede midge), 5370 nucleotides long. It is a transcript of the gene Ir21a, whose product is annotated as ionotropic receptor 21a. The coding region runs from base 1161 to 3935 and encodes 924 amino acids. Gene Ontology annotation, molecular function: ligand-gated monoatomic ion channel activity. Gene Ontology annotation, cellular component: membrane. The transcript is spliced from 12 exons. The record is from RefSeq and is a predicted model, not a curated record. NCBI's taxonomy places the organism in Eukaryota, Metazoa, Arthropoda, Insecta, Diptera, Cecidomyiidae.
UUGAUAAUAUUAAAAAUGAAAAUUAUAAAUGAUGUUGAACUUGAAUGUUGAAUGCUUUCGACGAUGAAGAGAUCAAACUAUGCAAUUGAACAUGUUUCUUUAAGAAAGGUAUAAUUUCCUAGGGGAAAAUUACGCGUUGUAAGUUCAUAAGUAUCUGUAAGUUUCACAAGUUCGCGUAAGUUCUCUUGAGUUCUAAAGGGUUUUUUUUUCGUCUGAUAGAUCUUUAACUUAAAAUAAAUCAUAAACCAGUUUUAAUUUAAUCAUGAAAUCGACUUUAUUUGGUUGAUAUAAUAAUGGCAAUUUUGUUUUAAAGAUAAUUUUGGGUAACGGUCUCCACAGCUACGUUUUACACAGGCCAGUAAUUUAACCAAAAGUGGGCUUCGUCGAAAAAGAUGAUUUUUUGGUAUAUUUCCGUAUCAUUUUGGAGCUUCUGCAGGGCCCAACCGACGAAUGUGCGGCGCGUUGGAUGGUUAUGCCACUUCAGUUCCUGUACCAACUGGACUUUAUAGGCCUUCAGACCAAGAUCUUUUCGUAAAAUUCCGGACAAAGACCCACUUGUUGUGCACGGCGUCGAAUUGAUAAAAAGAACCGUAAUUUAUUACGGUUAAAAUAACUUAAAAUAAACAGUUUCACAUCCGUAAAUAUGAGAAAACAUUUAGAUUAAAGAAAACAUUAUUCCAAGGAUUAUUUUGUACCGAAAAUGUGUGUCACUGAAACUUUAUCUCCUCAAAUCUCAAAUAAAACGUUUACGUGUUUUCACUUAAAAAUGAAAUCGAUUUCGGCAAAAAUCAUUAAGACAUAAAUAUGUGUAUUUUGGACAUUCUUCACGCGAUCUGGCAUACAUAUGAUACACCAAGCGAUAGAAAAUAUACCACAAUUUGAUUUUAUUUUUUUAUGAUGAAAACAAAACAAGCAAGCACUGAACUUAAUAUUUAAUAUCAAUUUGGAAUUUUUAUUACUUGGAAUGGAAUUGAAAUAUCAAACCAUAUUAAAUUUCCUGUUGCUGUCUACGGAAUACUCGGGAAUACUCGAUAAGCUGGCAUUCAUAAAUUAUUUCCGAAUCAAUUCGAGUGAAUUAGUUCAUUCAAUUUUCUUAUGGAAUAAUAAAUGUCGGUAUAUAAGAAGGAUAACAUAAUCAACGUCUUGCAGUCACAUUCAGGAUGUACAUUCGAAAGAAAGUGUUAAUUUCAAUCGUAGUUUCCGCCGCUUUCGGUUUUUUCACUGGAGUAUCCACAUCGUUUCAUUAUGGUAACGAUUUUAUCGUUACUUCUCAACGCGACGAUGGAAAUACUCCGGAGAAUUAUUUGAGAAAUGAUAAGUUUAGAGUUGCUAAACGAUAUUAUCGUGAUUAUUCAAUGAAUAUGAGUGAUUACAUCUAUCGUCGAAUAAAACGAAGUGAUGAUACAACGUUCUACGGCCAUCCAAAAACGAGAGAAGAACGAUGGUAUUCCAGUUUCAAUCUGAAUCAAACAUUUUUCCAACAGGAGCAGGCACAAUCGUUGGUCAAUCUCCUGUCCAAAGUUAUGGAUAAAUACUUGAAUGCAUGCGUUCCAAUCGUACUUUAUGACCAUUAUUUUCGUGAAAUUGACAGCAUCCUACUGGAGACAUUUUUCAAAGCAAUCAAAAUCUCUUAUUUGCAUGGAAUGAUUAGUAAAAAUUACACCGUUGUGAAUCAAGAGUUACUUCAACCGUACGAUAAAAGUUGUCGCAGCUACAUUUUGUUUAUUUCGGAUGUGUUGCGAACGCGUGACGUAUUGGGUCCACAAACAGUGAACCGUGUUGUUUUGAUUCCACGUUCUUCCCAAUGGAAACUUCAAGAAUUUUUAUCAUCCAAAUACGCCAGUGAUUUAGUGAAUUUGCUUGUGAUUUCGGAGUCUCUCUCGUCCGAUCCGUCGAAAGACAGGCCAUACGUAUUGUACACACAUAAAUUGUAUACAGACGGCUUGGGAUCAAAUCAACCUCUGGUAUUAACGUCAUGGCUAAAAGGCAAAUUAUCUCGUCCAAAAGUCAAUCUUUUUCCAAAAAAGAAAUUUUCAAGUGGCUUUUCUGCACAUCGCUUCAUGGUGGCAAGUAUCUCUCAGCCGCCUUUUAUACUAAAGACGCUUUCAACUGAUAUCGCUGGAAAUACAAGAAUCGAAUGGGACGGCUAUGAAUAUCGGUUGCUGAAGCUGAUGUCUAGCCGUCUUAAUUUUAGUUUUCAACUAAUGGAACCAUCAAUCGAAAAUGAACUCGGUCGAACGUAUAGCGUUAUUGAUUUAGUGGAAUCUAAAUUGUCAGACAUUGGGUUGGCUGGAGCGUUUAUGUCAAUUGAAAGAAUGGAACGUGUUGAUAUGUCAUUGCCGCAUUCAUUCGAUUGUGGUGCAUUUUUAACAUUAUCUUCGAAAUCCUUGCCCCGUUAUCGUGCCAUUUUGGGGCCAUUUCAAUGGACCGUUUGGAUUGCAAUCAUUUUUACAUACAUUUUUGCGAUUUUUCCGCUAGCAUUUUCGGACCGACUUACGUUAAGUCAUCUGAUAGGGAACUGGGGUGAAAUUGAAAAUAUGUUUUGGUAUGUAUUCGGUACGUUUACCAACAGUUUGACAUUUACUGGUGAGUUUUCAUGGUCAAAUACGAAGAAAACGUCGACACGAAUACUGAUUGGUUGUUACUGGGUGUUCAGCAUUAUAAUCACCGCUUGUUAUACUGGCUCAAUUAUUGCUUUUGUAACGUUGCCAGUAAUUCCAGAAACAAUCAACACAAUUGAAGAUUUGAUUUGGGGAUUUUAUCGCAUCGGAACAUUAAGCAGAGAUGGUUGGCAAUUUUGGUUCACAAAUUCAAGCGACUCCGAAGCAAGAAAAUUGUUAAAAAAUGUGGAAUAUGUUGACGAUGUGGAAGAAGGUUUGCGCAAUGUAACACACGCAUUCUUUUGGGGUUACGCGUUUUUAGGAUCUCGAGCGGAACUACAAUAUAUUGUCAGAAGCAAUGUGUCAAUGGCUGAACUUGGUAAACAAUCCGCGCUGCACAUCGGUGAACAAUGUUUUACGAGAUUCGGCGUUUCGAUGUUAUUCCCUCUAAAUUCAGUCUAUGCAAAUAUUUUCAAUGAAGCCAUUCUACGUUAUGCUGCAAGUGGUUUAAAUUUGAAAAUAGCGAAUGAUAUGGCAUGGGAUUUACAGCGGAGUGACGCACAGCAAUUUUUCGAUUCAACAAAAUCGAAGACAAUUAGUAUUGAUGCAGUCGAACGAAAAUUGAAUCUUGCCGAUACAGAAGGAAUGUUUUUAUUGAUGGCAAUUGGUUACAUUUUAGCUGGAAGUGUGCUAUUCUCAGAAAUCGUCGGCGGAUGUGCAAAGUCAUGCCGUGCAUUUAUUCGAAGAAAUUCGGUUGUUGGGCAGGAUGACGAGCGGCGUGGAAGUAAAUUUUCGUUGAGUCAACUGCAUGCAGAAGAACCAAAAACCUUUCAAGAAAAAUUUAAAAGAGGUAUUCGAAGACGCCUACGAUCCAAACCCAAACCAAUUGAUGAACCAAAGAAAGACGAAAUUAUCGAGACGAAAGAGAAAGGCGAAGGAGACAAGGCAGUGAAAAUGGAAGGCGACGAACCGCCUUUGAAAGGCCCAUUAUCAUUUUGUACUAUAAAACGAAUCAUGUUGAUGAGAAAAAGAGGAAAGGAUGACCAGAAGGUUGUCAAAGAAAAUAAUAACACGGCCAUUGAUUUAGCCAAAGACGAACCAUCGAAGAGCAAUUUUCAAAAUGAUAGCGAUUUUGAAGAAGGGUCAAAAGCAGAGGUUACUAUUGAAAGUGAAAAAAGUAGCAGCGAUUCAGGUGAUGGUGCUAGUCUAAUAGGAUCGUCGUCGAUUUAUUCAGAAUCAAAAUUGACAAGAGAACAAACUGAAGUGGAAAUCAAUCAACUCACUGUUUCAAACCGAGAGAAUAACCCAUCAACAGAAUUUGGCGAAAUUGUCUAAAAGCGGUCUUCAAACAUGACUGUGGAACGAAAUUGAAAAAGAAAAUGAGAAAAAAGUCCCUGUUCAUUUCUUUUUUGUUACAUUUUAUUGAUUUGAAUGCAUUUCUUAAAAUGUUUUACAAUUUUUGUUUGCGGCAAAGCCGGCAAUUAUCGAAUUAUAUGUUCCAAUUAAUUUUUUGUGGUAUUUUUGCUCACAUUAUACAUGCACCAUUGAAUAUAUGAACGAAUUUAACUUAUGAAUUUCACAUGUUACUUAAAAAUAUUAAAUACAGGUAUCAACUGAGUGAAACAUAAAUUUCCAAUCAGUAUAAUUACAAUUAUUUAUCAAUUUUGCAACUAGUAAGGUAAAAUAAUUCAGGCUAAUUCCAUACCAUAAUAAAAAAAUGAAUUAAAAUUACAUAAUUAAGUGUAAUGAAGUGCUGACGAUUUAAUUUAGUUGCGAUUGAAUAUAUAAUAAUCAUAACUAAGGGGGUACAAUAAUUCAAUAAUAUCGGCAUUCGCCUAUGUUAUUAAAUAAAUUGAUAGGCGGUCACCGCAUUGACAAAAAUGAUUUGCUUCGUAUUUUCUGGUUAUUAAAAUAGCCCAAUGAAUGGUAUAUGCUUUUGUCUCUCACUCAUAUAGUAUUCAGGUAAUAAAUGAACGAAUGAAUGCUUCAAAAAAUCGAUUCUCCACUUGUUUUUAGUUCUAAAUAAUCGAACUGUGUGCAAUUCAAUAUCUUUUGGCUAUUACUAUUGGCGGUGUUUAUUAAUAUUUUGACUUUGUUUCUUUGACUGUGUCCUGUUUUCCAUUUCUAAGGUCUAAUUUUAUUGCAUGAAAAUCUUUCAAUAUGAAAAUAUCGUUUUUUCCCUUUUGGUGUCUAUUAUUGUGUGUAUUUUCUUCAUCUUUCGGUUUCAAUGACAUACGCUGUGUUUCUUCGGGUGGCCAAACAAAUUUGCUCUCGACUAAUUUCAAUUAUUAGACUUAAUAAUUUUUUAUUUGUUUUUUAUUUCUCGAUUAUGAUUUUGGUUCUCUAAAAAAUGAGAGAAAAGUCUGCGUAUCUGGUUUUCAAAAGGCACAUACAAGCAAAUGUGUGGCAUAUUUCGUUUUUUUAUUUCUUUUUUGUUGAUUGUGAUCUUUUGUUAUACGGUAAAUGAUGAAUUUUGCCGAACAUAUUUGACUUUUAAAAAAAAAGUGAAUUAAAUAUUUUCUCGUUCUAUUUUCGGGUGGGAAAUAUACGUAUUUAAAAAUGUUCUCUUGGUUGAAGUUCUCAAUUCAACAGUUUUUUUGUCAAUCGACUACCGAUCGCAAGAAAAUUUUCUCCGAUGCCAAACGAUCAGCAAAAUGAUCGUAUUGGAAUAUACGAGUUCGCUUUGUUGACUUUAUGUUAACCAUUUGGAAUUGCAUUCGAAUUUAUUAAUCCUAUCAAAAUAGCCGGUUAUCACGUUAUCUUUAAGAAU